AUGGAUAGAGAGCAUCUUCUAUGCAAAAUCGGAUCCAAACGCGAACGGUCUACAACAGUGAUGAUCACAGUCUCGUCUGUCAUGUUCUUCAUAGCUACAUUCCACGUCAUGUUGGGUGCCAUCCGACUCGUGCAUGGCUUCUCGGACGAGCUGUUUACGAUUGCAGGUCCAGCAAGCUACAUAGGCGACUUGAGGAGCUGGAAGCAUGUCUUACAGGAUGCGCUGUAUGCGACCCAGGUUAAUUUAGGGAGCGCGGCACUGGUGUUGGAUUAUGUGGAAUCGGGAUUGGAAGAUCAUAGUAUUUCCGACAAUGAUGCUUCUGACCAAUACUGCAACAUAGCUGUGGGCUACAUCCUGUGCGGCACAUAUCCGUCCGUGGAUCCCUCUGCCUCCAUCUUCAAUGGGCACAUCACACAGUGGAUAAAGGCAUUAUAUUCUAUUGCAGUAGUGUUAAACUCGAUCACAACUGGUCUCUUGGUAUACCGGAUAUGGACCACGUACAAGGAAUCCCCAAGCUAUAGACUUGGGGAUCGGAAGACAGUGCCAAUCGCUCGUCUGCUCAUUGACUCGGGUGCACUGCAGCUUCCAUGCGAAAUCAUCGUUUUGAUUUUGUAUGUUACCAAGAUGAACGCUCAGUACAUUAUGCUGGAGUGCAUAACCCCGAUUGUGAUGCUAUCCAAGGCCAUCACAUUUAAUGCAAUCACCAUACGCCUCAAGAUGCAUUCUGCGUCCAUGGACGUUAUUCCCUUGCCAAAUAAUCAUAUCCGAACUGCUGGCGGUACCGUCAGGCCCGUUGCAAGAACGUUCCAGGUUAGCGUCAUCACAGAAGGCGACGAGGAAAAUUUGGACGCAUAUCAAAUGGAGGCCAAGUCUAAGGAGGGAUCAUCUUAA
Molecule: messenger RNA, 891 nt
Organism: Psilocybe cubensis
Lineage: Eukaryota; Fungi; Basidiomycota; Agaricomycetes; Agaricales; Agrocybaceae
Exons: 7
Coding region: 1-891 (296 amino acids)
Source: RefSeq, a predicted model, not a curated record